Molecule: messenger RNA, 342 nt
Organism: Rotaria sp. Silwood2
Lineage: Eukaryota; Metazoa; Rotifera; Eurotatoria; Philodinida; Philodinidae
Source: the annotation of a GenBank genome assembly
AUGUCGAUGAACGACGCUGAAGUACAUCUAUUACCUUUAAUUGGUAAUAAUGGUUUCGAUAAUUCAUCAAGUGAAUCAGAAGAUGAUGAUUCUAUCGAAGUCGUGUCAAAUGUGGAUGAAGAAGAGAACAAAAUUAUUGAUAUGACAAAAUAUUUAACAUUCAGCUCCAAUGAUGAAUCGGAAAUUGAUGAUAACGCUAAUGAUAUUAUAUUACUUGAUAAUCAUGUUGUUCAAUGCUGUAACACUAAUGAUCGUAUUCAAAGUUCUGCAUCUGAUGGUACAUGUUUAGAUUCUGGUUCUGAUGUAGCAGAUGAUGAUGUAAAUGAAAANAUUUGGAUCUAA